Truncatella angustata is the source of this 1040-nucleotide messenger RNA. RefSeq lists its product as uncharacterized. The record is from RefSeq and is a predicted model, not a curated record. The coding region runs from base 30 to 815 and encodes 261 amino acids. The transcript has 4 exons. Lineage: Eukaryota; Fungi; Ascomycota; Sordariomycetes; Amphisphaeriales; Sporocadaceae.
CCGUACUGUUUGUCAGAAAAUUGUGGGGCAUGCCAAAGACCCUGAAUUUUGCGGCUCUGCGAUAUGUUUGCCAACCAAGUCAGCCUUGGCUCAUACUCCGCGGCAGAGGCUCGAUGAGGUGUGAUUGUUACAAGGUCCGUUGCCCUCGUUCUCCUCGGUGCAUUCAUGCAGCAUCAACAAGGCGAGGCUCUACUUUCCCGACCAUGCUGCCCUGCCGUAAGGUUGUCUCUUGUCCAACAGGGCACCGAAUGUCUCAUAUGUUACCCGUCUCCCUUUUGUUCUCAUCGGAUCGUGGCUGGAUUGGACGUCACACUCCGCAUGGCCAUGGAAACGAUAGGUUGCUCCUGCCGCCUACGCAACGUGCAGUGCCCCCGUUGGACAACAUGUGGGUGCUGCACUCAAAGCAAGAUACUCCAAGUCACAAUGUGAGCUUCAAGUGUGGUAAAGAAAUGAGCCACGGAACAGUAUAUAUAUCUGUCGUCAUCUUCCCUCACAUAGGUAUCGAGUAUCAACUUUUGUUCCACUUCUCGUAUACCACACAAGCUUGUCAAUUCUCCGUUGAAGUACAACACCAAUCCCAAACAUGGUCCCUCACACUUCUGGACUCGUGGACACAGCCUCAGCUCUCGAGGAGAACGUGGUCUUCCAACCUCUCAUCCAACUCACCUAUAACGUUACAUGUUCACACUGUAACGGGACCAAGCCUAACGGCCACAAAUGCCCACAUUGUGACCAAACCUAAUGAUCACAAACGCCCACAUCACUGUGAACAAGGCUGCUAUCUAGAUGAUCGUGAUUAUUUUUAUAUCCUUUAGCAGAGAUCACUCGUUGCGACAGGGAUGUCCUGGAAAGUCGGUUAGCAGAAGUGUUAGGGCGAGUAAACAUUGAAGUACCUUUGUCGGAGUUGUUCUCGGCCUGAUCAUUAUAAGGUCUGAGAGAUGGGACUUGUAGAUAGCUUUCUUCAUCACGCUUUUCACACUUUUGCACAGUCAGCCGUUGGUUUUUGCAGCAGUGCAUACGGAAGACAACGAGAAUGGCUC